AUGCGUCUUUGGCAGUUGGCAACUACUCAAUCUGUCACAUUUUUUGCACCACCCGAGGACCAUCAAUCGAUCCUUGAUUUCCAUACCAGAGGAGAAGGCCGGCAUAUAACCUCCCAUGAUGUAGUGUGCUGGCUCCUGGAACAGACUUGUCAGGGUCUGGAAAAUCUCCAACCACUCUAUUAUGCCCAAGGCGUAAACUACUGCCACCGAACACAGGCAGAGCGUGACCAUUCUUUAUUCCUGCUAGAUGAAGCUGAGCGUAUUGCUUAUUUGGAUGCUCUCCAGAGUCACGCACAGCUCUCCUUGAAAGCUUUGUUUGAGUCAGGUUUAGAGAAAGCCAAAAAACGUGUUCGGGAUGCUUUUCAGGACACAGAAAAUGCGGUUCACGCCUCAGCGUUGCAGGAUGUUGAGCAGGAGCGCGAAGUCGCCGUCGAAGUAGAAACGAUCCACAAAAGACAGAAUCCAUUAUAUUUCCAUCCUCAGACGUUUUCCGGACUCGCCACGGAGAUCAGGGACUUUGCCCUGACCGGAGCUCUAAGGCCUGACGACAUGACUUGCAAAAGGGCAUUCUCAUACAUGGCCCCGACGGAGACAGGCCGAAAGUAUCCUGCAGACCUCCCGGAGACCCCUAAUCUGCUUGUUUCAGGAGAAUUCCGGCGUGCGGUAAUAGUGCCAUUUGGGAGACCUAAUGACACAUUCUUGCUAAGUAUGAUCCUUCAAAUUCUGGUCAGCCCCAAGGAAGCAGAACUCUUGGUUUACCUAUGUCAAGGCUCCCGAAAGAAGGUGGUCUAUCUGCUGACUUAUGCCGCACCUAUCACGCAGAAGAUGCUCCAAUUCAACGACUUGAAUUAUUACGCCAUGUCACCCGCUCCCAUCGGGUCGUCUGCACAGUCCUAG
Molecule: messenger RNA, 897 nt
Organism: Cladophialophora bantiana CBS 173.52
Lineage: Eukaryota; Fungi; Ascomycota; Eurotiomycetes; Chaetothyriales; Herpotrichiellaceae
Exons: 3
Coding region: 1-897 (298 amino acids)
Source: RefSeq, a predicted model, not a curated record